Messenger RNA from Bombyx mori (domestic silkworm), 1057 nucleotides. RefSeq lists its product as uncharacterized. Bases 188 to 964 code for a protein of 258 amino acids. Gene Ontology annotation, cellular component: membrane. The transcript is spliced from 6 exons. Lineage: Eukaryota; Metazoa; Arthropoda; Insecta; Lepidoptera; Bombycidae. The record is from RefSeq and is a predicted model, not a curated record.
AGAAAUCAUGAAAAGGAAUUAUUCUAAUAAGAGGAGAAAAAAGAACAAAAUUUAAAUUUAAAUAAUUCAAAUGAUUUGUCAUAAAUCAAAAAAUGUCGAACUGAAAUACUCUAAAUAUUCACUAUAAGAUUUAUAUGUGAUACAAUUUAAAAAUUAUAAAAAAUACUUAGUUACUGAAAUAGUCAACAUGAGAAGUAGUGGUUUGGUUUUGUUUGCAUGCGCUGGACUCUUGUUUAGCGGUGGUGCCAUCUUGGGCGGAUCUGCAGCGUGGAGUCUGUUCCGGAUGUCGUAUUACUUUUGGACCUCAGACCUCGGCGUGGAGCUAUCUUCUAGCGUGCUCUUCAUAGCGGGCGCGCUACUGUGCCUCCCAACUUGUUGGCUGUCCACCCUUGUGCCUUAUUACCCUAAAUCUAUUUCUUUAUUGACUACCUUAAUGUCCCUAUUAAUGGCGUCAAUGUUCAUGAUAUCAUUGGGUAUAAGUUCGAUUACGGGCCUGUCGCGCGCUCUCCGCGAGCCGGCCGCUCUGAACGCGAGCAUGGCGCAGGCGAUGAUGCUGGAUGCCAUCGAUCCUGCGGUCCGAAGCUCUUUCGCUGCCAUGCAACUCGAGUUGAAGUGCUGCGGAGUGAAUUCUAACUUGGAUUGGUAUAAGCACCGAAGCUCGUAUCCUCCGGCGUGCUGCGGACGUGCUUCUAAUGAAAAGCGCGGGGAAAGGUGUGAUUUUCCCUUGUACCCGACGGGUUGCUUGCGUCCCGCCCUUAUUCAGCUACGGAACUAUGUGAACUCGCUGUCGGCUCUAGCAUCCGCUAUGAUCGUCUGCAUGGCGGUGACGUUGUUUACGGCAGCUUACACUCUAGUGACGGGGGUCGUGGAACGGGGCGAGACUCAUGUGUUCAAACCGCCGCAGCCGAUGUUCGCUUCCUUCACCGCGCCCUCUGUCAUUCCUAUUGCGACACACCAAAUGUGAACGAACGACAUCUUGGUCAGUUUUAAAUUUAAAAAAAAGAAUUAUGUAUGAUUAUGUAUCUGUGGAAUGAAUAAAUUUGGAGUUUGAAAUGCA